Messenger RNA from Panicum virgatum (switchgrass), 3957 nucleotides. Its product is annotated as probable N-acetyltransferase HLS1. Gene Ontology annotation, molecular function: acyltransferase activity, transferring groups other than amino-acyl groups. The coding region runs from base 104 to 1408 and encodes 434 amino acids. The record is from RefSeq and is a predicted model, not a curated record. Lineage: Eukaryota; Viridiplantae; Streptophyta; Magnoliopsida; Poales; Poaceae. The transcript is spliced from 3 exons.
AAGAGCUUUCAAGAAGCUUGUAGCUCUACUUGCUUGGUCACAGUCUCACAGAGAAGCAGAUCAGAGAGAUCACCUAGAGAUAGCAAUAAAGUGUUAGAGAGGCAUGGGAGUGGUGGACGAGGCAGAGCCAAUGGAGAAGACGAUGAUAAGAGUGAGGGAGUUUGACGUGACGAGGGACCUCCGGGCAGUGGAGGAGCUCGAGCGCCUGUGCCAGGUCGGCCUCUCCGGCGACCAAGGCUCUGAUGACCCCGCCGCCGACGACCAUGACGGCGGCGCGGAGAAGAAGAAGAGGAGGAGCGGCAAGACGAAGAAGAAGAAGAAGAGAGGCAUGUCGCUCUACGUCGAGCAGAUCGGCGACCCGUUUGCCCGGGUGCGCCAUGCGCCGGACCACGUCAUGCUGGUUGCUGAGUACGGGGAGGAAGACGAGGUGGUCGGAGUGAUCAAGGCGUGCACCAGGAUGGUGAGCCGCGGCAAGAAGAAGAAGCAAAGCUUGAACAGCUCGAAGCAGCCGCAGUUCGUCAAGGUGGCAUGCCUCCUUGGACUCAGGGUGUCCCCCUCUCACAGGCGCCUCGGGGUCGCGACGGAGCUGGUCCGGCGCGCCGAGUCGUGGUGCGCGGCGCGCGGCGCGGCGUACGCCACCAUGGCCACCACCGCGUCGAACGCGGCGUCGCUCGCGCUCUUCGCCGGCCGCUUCGCCUACGCGCCGUUCCGGCGGCCGGUGCUCCUCGGCCACCCCGUGCACCGGCACCGGGCGCGCGUCCCGCGCGAGCACCGCGUCGUGCGCCUGCCCCCGCCGCUCGCCGCGGCCGCCUACGCCGCGCUGCUCCCGCCCUCCGCCGCCGAGUUCCUCCCCGCCGACCUCCCCGCGCUGCUCCACCACAAGCUCACGCUCGGCACCUACCUCACCGUCGAGCGCGGCGGGCCCGAGGACCCCGCGCGGCCGCCGUCGCUCGCGCUGCUCAGCGUCUGGGACGCCACGCGCUCCCUCCGCCUCCGCGUCGGCGGCGCGCCGGCGCUCCUCCGCGCGUCGCUCGCCGCGGCGCGCGCGCUCGACCGCCACGCGCCGUGGCUGCAGGUGCCCUCCGUGCCCGACAUCUUCCGGCCCUUCGGCGCCUACCUCAUGUACGGCCUCCGCAUGUCCGGGCCGGAGGGUCCGGCGCUCCUCCGCUCGCUCUGCCGCCACGCGCACAACGUCGCCCGCAAGAACCCGGCGUGCGCCGUCCUGGCGGCCGACCUCGGGCCCGACGACCCGGCCGCGGCCGUCGUGCCGCACUGGACCAAGUUCUCCUGCGACGAGGACGUCUGGUGCAUCAAGAAGCUCCGCGCCACCGCCGGCGACGACACCGAGGACGACUGGACGACGUCACUGGCCCCAGGAGUCCUGUUCGUGGAUCCACGGGAGUUCUGAAUGUUGGCGCAAUGUAAACAAGUUUUGAAUUUUUUUUAAAAUUUUCGUUUUACGAUCAUGUAGAUACAUCAUACAUACGUGGACAUGAUGCUGCAACUCAAUGCAAAAAUUGCAUUGCAUUUAGCAGACUGUACCCCCCCAAGUACAAAUUAGAGUAGCAACAGACCUUAAUCAGCUGUACCUCUCAAAGUCUGUACUUCUGAAGAGCGAUUGGUGGUCAUUUUCAGGUGAAAUGGCCAUCCAUCUCUCAAAGAUGCAUAGAAGAGUCAGAGCAGAAUAUGCUUCAAUUGGGUCCCUUGUAUAGCCGUAAACCAUAGGUGAUUAUUUUAGCACAGUAUUCAAUGGAAAUUCAGUGCGACAAAAUUUAUUGGUUUAAGAUUUACAAUGAACUAACAGCAGCAGGGACUGAAGAUGACUGCAACUUGCCUGCAUUCAUUGAUAAGGAUUACAGGAGCAGAUCAUCAGCAACCUACUCUAACCACCUGGGGUCCUUGGUUUGAAGAAAACAAUUACAAUCAGAUGUUGUCAUGAAGAAUUCAUACAGUCCACAUCAGUGACCAAUUGAUCUAGCUUAAACCACAGUAUGUCUUCUACUUGCUGAAUAUUCUGGUAAAGCUCUUGUUUCUGCAACCUACCCUUGAUCAAAUCUUUGAAUCUUGAAAACAAAAAAGCUUCCACGCAGCAACUUGAUGGGUUCAGUUCAGUGCAGCUCACAAAAGGAAAGUGCCAAUUUCGAGAUAAUGUUGUAACCAACCCCAGAUAGCAUAUAAAGGGACUCCAAUACUCAAUUCCUUUAUACCCAACUGCAGGCAGUGCAUAUCUUCCAGAGGCCACUGGCCAGGCCCUACUUGAAAUAUAAACUAAGGCGCUGUAUGCUUUGGUUUUCCAAAAUCUGAAAAGGAAACAUGGACAGUUGGCCAUUGCUAUCUAACAAUCACUUCUCUAACCCCAUUUGCACAGACCAUACAAAAGAACUGCAAAGCAAGAGACAAGAAAGAUAUUAGUUUUGGUAGAAAGGGAUUAAUCUGUACCAUGAGAGCAAAGUUAAAUAUGACUGCAAUAAGUUUGCAACUUGCAAGUGACACUGGACAACAAUAUAGCAGUUAGGAAUGUGAUUCUGGAAUGCAAUGCCCUAGAGUAAAUGCAGCCACAUGUCAAUGCCUCACUGGGAUGAUUAGAAUGACAUGCAGCAUAUCAAUGCCAACUUACAGGCAACCAUAGGCAGUUCAUUGUUCAAGCAUAAACACAAAAUAUUCUACAUGCACCAAGAAAAAACGUGAUUGUUUAUGUCAAAUCUGCUGUAUGUUUUUUCAACUAUUCACAGAACAUUCUUUGCAGUUGCCUUGGUCUAAAGAGCUUCAGUAGAUAGGAGGCCACAAAUUAAAGACAAGCAUAUUUUUGUUGGCUGUCGUAUGCAGAUUGGGAAUAAACAUAUGAAUUCGUCCUCAUACGACACUCCUAGAUCUAAUAAACACUGUAAUGUUGACAAGAAUAUGCAUAAUUGGUCCAAUCUGCUUACAUGACACUAUGCAACUAUAUCUAACAAGGACUGCAAUUGGACAGGGAUAAGCAAAAUAUCAGUCCAAUCAGUUAGUGAACCACUUAAAGCAAAACAGAAUAGAACUUCUUAUAAAAGGAACAAAUAAAUAAGAACAGUCUGCUUUAGGUCACCUUACAGGAACGAGGGAAUGCACCAAAAUAAAAGAGAAAGCAAAUGGCUAGUAAUAAAUUACCAAGGCUAGAAAGAACAAAAGAAUAAAGAAAAGCUAAAGCCAAACAAAUAUCAGUUGGUGAAAAGUAUUCUGCAAUUGGAAACUUUAUUUCACACACUCCAAUUGGCAUAGAUAUUAAUGCAAUUUACUGGAGAAAACUAAACACAAAACUUUAUUUUUUUUCACUCCAUUUCUGUUAGAUGCUAAUAUCUGAAAUCACAAACUACAAAUGCAUUUCGAAUCACUGAGACCAGACAUCAGGUUCGGCAUAUGCAUUUUUUUGGAGGAGUGAGAUUCAAGAGAAUAAAGACACUCAAAAGUCACAAGAUGUUUAUUUUGGUCCACUUUAUAACCGAUUACUUAGGAGCACUAGCAAGACUAUACCAGUUCUGACUCCCCUGUCCAAAUAUCAUGUCCAGUAAGCAUUAAAUAAUAGAAAGGUCCAAUUCAUAAACAAAUAACACUUUCAAAACAAAGGUCCAAUUCAUAAACAAAUAACACUUUCAAAACAAUGUGCUAUGAACCUAUGACCCUUAGAUAACAAGAAAGACACACACAAUGCUGAGCAGUGAGGAGAGCUGGAUGGCAACAGCUGAAGGAGGUGAACUUGUUGGACUUGGAGGAAGAAACUUGGUGGAAACUGGAUUGAUCUCAUUCCUUCUUAUUGAUUUCCCAAUAAUAUGACAAAUCAGCUAAAGAGGAAAUCUGUUGAUGUAUGUGUAUAAGAGAGUGUGUGUAAUUGUGUAAUCUUGGAAGGACUAAAUUGUAAAAGGUACACAAAUAUAUGGGAAGGAACAGAGAGGGAUCGUGAUGUGUGGCUCCAGAAAUUUCCCCAAA